Talaromyces stipitatus ATCC 10500 is the source of this 900-nucleotide messenger RNA. RefSeq names its product nucleoside-diphosphate-sugar epimerase family protein. The transcript is spliced from 2 exons. The coding region runs from base 1 to 900 and encodes 299 amino acids. Lineage: Eukaryota; Fungi; Ascomycota; Eurotiomycetes; Eurotiales; Trichocomaceae. The record is from RefSeq and is a predicted model, not a curated record.
AUGACUGCUGUCCUCAUUACUGGCGCAACCGGCAAACAAGGAGGUGCUCUCAUCAGGAGCCUCAUCCUCCGCAAGGCCCCUUUCGAGAUUCUCGCUGUUACCAGGAACCCAACCUCAGCUUCUGCCCAAAAACUGGCCAAUCUAUCCCCUAAUAUCAAGUUAGUUGAGGGCGAUUUGGGAAACCCGGGAGUCAUCUUUCAGAACGCUCAACGCUUGACAGCAUCACUUAUCUGGGGCGUAUACAGCGUGCAGGCUGCCAUUGGCAACAAUGCCGAAGAAUCCCAAGGCAAAGCCCUGAUAGACGAGUCCAUCAAACAGAAAGUCAAGUUCUUCGUCUACAGUUCUGUUGACCGCGGCGGCAAAGACCGCUCGUUCACCAACCCAACAAAUAUUCCUCACUUUAUUAAGAAGCAUAAUAUCGAGCACCAUCUUGUGGAUCGCACCAAGGAUGGUAGCAUGGACUGGGUGAUACUCCGCCCGACAGCCUUUUACGAGAAUCUUACCCCUGACUUCCUCGGCAAAGUCUUCACCACAUGCUUCAAGAUAGCUUUGACUGGAAAGCCUCUGCAGCUGGUUGCAACUAGUGACAUUGGGUUUUUCGGCGCCGAUGCAUUCAUGCAUCCAGAACAGUACAAGGGAAAGGCAGUUUCUCUAGCAGGUGAUGAACUGACAUUUGACGGGAUGAAAUCAAUUUUUGAACAGAGGACAGGUCUGCCACUGCCUACGACAUUUCGUCCUGUAUGCUCGUUCUUCAUGGCCAUGAUGAAGGAUAUGGGAUAUAUGUUCAAGUGGCUCAGAGAUGAGGGGUACGGGGCUGAUAUUUCCAGUAUAAGGGCGCUCAAUCCGGAGAUGAAGGAUUUUGCGACUUGGUUAGAGAAGGAGAGCGGCUUCAAGAAAUAG